GCAGCUAAGCGUAGCAAAACAGUGACAAAUUUUAGAAUAUUUCUCUUAAAUAUAAGAAAUAUAGGAUAUAAUAAAGUAAAAAGAUGGGUAAAGGUUUCAACAAUUAUAUGUGUAAGAAAUUCUUUCACCCCGCCUCAAGAGAUAAUCUUAAGCGGGUAUGGAUGGCGGAACAGCAGGCAGAGGCAUAUAAAAAGAAACAGGAAGAGCUGCGCACACAGUAUGAAAAGGAACAGAAUCUCCAUGAGAACAAGGCAAUGCUCAGCAAAGAUAGCAAGGACAAGCUGAGCGUUAAUUUCAUGUAUGAGCCGCCGCCAGGUGUGCGCAAGGAGCGUGAAAAGGACGACAACGAACCGGAAUACAAAUUCGAGUGGCAGCGAAAAUACAAUGCUCCCCGUGAGUCAUACUGCAAAGGUGACACUGAAAUACGAGAUCAGCCAUUUGGUAUUCAAGUGCGCAACGUGCGUUGCCUCAAGUGUCACAAAUGGGGGCACAUCAACACGGAUAAAGAGUGCAGCAUGUAUAGCAUAUCGAUGAGUGAGGCACGCAAACUGCAUUCCGAGUCCGAGGCUAACGAGAUAAUGUCCAAAAAUGUGCUCGAGGAGCAAAUGAAGGAGGAUGGAUUGAUGAUGAAGCACUCGGCCCUGGAACUGCAGAGCAUUAAAGAUGUGCAGCAGCGCCAUCAGCUGGUACCCAGCGACGAGGAGGAUGAAGCCACACGCGCCGCUAAUCAACAGAAUCCAGAAUUGUUAUUUCUAAAAUCCUUGAGCAAGAAGCAAAAAUUGAAAUUACUCAAAAAGCUGGAGAAAAUUGAACGCAUGAAACGCAAGGGUGAAAAGAAGUCAUCGAAGUCCAGCAAAAAGAAGUCCAAAAAGGACAGCAAAAAGAAGAAGAGCAAGAGCAAGACUGCAGGAAGCAGUUCGUCUUCUUCUUCAUCAUCUUCCGAGUCCGAAAGUGAUUCAGCUGACCAAAAGCACCGCCACAAAAGUAAUCAAAAGAGCAGAGAGAGAUCCCGUUCACGCAGCAAACUGAGAGAAAAUAAAGAGCAUCGCACUGGUGAACGGCACCGAUCGCAUAGUCGAAAUGGUCACUCAAACAGCUUCCAAACAGGCGGCGAGGAGCGACACAAUAGACACAGAGAUAGAGAUAAUAAGCAACGCAGCAAUGGACAUCGGGAAAGGUCCCGCAGCGCUCACCGAGAUGAGCGAGGUAGACAGAGGCGUCAGCGUUCGGACAGUGUUGAUGAUCGACGGGGACGGGAACGGCAGCCGGAGCACAGCAAACGCGAUAGAUAUUGACAUUAUAAGCAUUUACAAUUUUAUAAUCGAAACGGCAGCAAAGCCCACCAAUAUAUCAGUUUUAUUACAA
Molecule: messenger RNA, 1365 nt
Organism: Drosophila navojoa
Lineage: Eukaryota; Metazoa; Arthropoda; Insecta; Diptera; Drosophilidae
Product: corepressor of RBPJ and splicing regulator
Biological process (GO): negative regulation of DNA-templated transcription
Cellular component (GO): nucleus
Molecular function (GO): transcription corepressor activity
Source: RefSeq, a predicted model, not a curated record